CCCCAAAGACGAAGAAAUUAUUGUAUGAGUGGAAUAAGAGUGUUUGAAAUUAUUUGUCAAACGCUUCGAUUAAAUAAACUCAUGAGUUGUGUUAAUAAGUGUCACGUUGCGUGGCUAAACAGUUGAUGACAAAGCUACGUCCGAGGCCGGGAUGAGCUCACCGACACUUUCAACAAUCCAGACAAGAGAGCUGUCGAGGAACCUCAUUACUUUUCUAUCGCUAUACAAGCACAUAUCAGACUCCUAUAUAAUCGAGUUCUUCAGUGAGGAGCUGUGGGAAACGUUGCCUACAAACUGGCAGAAGGCCCUCUGCGAUUUAUCACCACCACAAAUAUCAGACCUCUUACUUGACAGAAGUAAUGUACAUAGAAGCUAUCCUUCAGUAUGGCCUCUUUCGCUCAUGGCGUUCCGGGCUACAGCGCACACCCUGGCGUUUCCUAGGAUGCCCCGGUCGAAAACCACAAAAGUUGGCAGCUUGAAGCCAGAGGAAUUUCAAGAGAACCAGUGUCAAAGCUCAUUGUUGGGACACAUAUUUAGGAAACAUGUGAAACCAAAGAAGCAGCAUGAGAUACGCAGACUGGGCACGUUGGUGAAGCAAAUCUGUGACGUGACAGGAUGCAUGCGUGUUGUGGAUGUUGGUUCUGGGCAGGGUCAUCUGUCUCGUUUUCUGUCGUUUGGCCUUGGCAUUUCUGUGACUGGGAUUGAGGCUGAUGCUACACUGGUUGCCAUGGCUUCCAAAUUUGAUGGACAGCUACUGUGCACAUUGGAAAAAGAGAAGAAAAAGAACGGCUCUCUCCAGCAUUAUGUUCCUGGCCCCUCACCUCGCCAUGUGACAGGCUGGGUUAACCCCAAGGAAUCAUGGGAGGUUUUCAUCAAGCAGCUUGGAUUUGGUGAUUGUAUUGCUGAGGAUCACAUAGCUGCAGCCUUGAAGAAAAGUCAAUGGGAGUCCAUGUUUGUUCCUGAACAGAAACAUUUACAUGGAGACCAACCUGUGUCGGCAGCCUAUUCAGACUCAGACCAGACAGCAUUGUCACUGGAGGAGAACGAUGAUAUGAUGUUAAAUACUAGCUAUGCAAUCCACAAUACCAUGUCAAAAAAUGCUCAGGAAUCAGAAUGCCAGUCAAUGUCGUCAUCUUCUCCAAAACGUUUUUGCAAGAUGGAAGCCGGAAAGGAACUAUGUGCAGAUAGUUACCCAUAUGCCCACCCCAUGUAUGAAGAGGUAUUACCUGCUGCAGCAGUUGUCUGCCCCGGGGAAAAUGAGCCCGGACACCCAGACUUUGUCCUAACCGGUCUCCAUUCCUGUGGAGAUCUUAGUGCCACCCUUCUGCGACACUUUGCCAACUGCCCUCACGUACGUGGUAUUACCUCAGUGGCAUGCUGCUACAUGAAAAUCACCACCAAAGAGAAGCCCACCCCACCUGGACUCAUAUCCCCUCCCCUUUCUUCUACACUUACCAAUGAGGUCACACACUGUGAAUUUGGAUACCCAAUGAGCUCUUGGCUGCAGGGAUUGCCAGGACACCAAUUGUCUUAUAAGUCACGAGAGGGGGCAUGUCAUGCUAUGGAGGACUACAUGCAGAGGCUGAGGGAGGAGAGCAGUUUAUUAAAGACACACUGUUACCGGGCAGUUUUAGAGUCAGUGAUCCGGGGGACGAGGCCUGAGUUGCGCAGAGCGGGAAUCCAGACCAUUAAGAAGUCACACCAAUUACCCUUCCAUGAGUAUGCCAGACUGGGGCUAGCUCGGGUGGGCCUGCCUGCCGACCUGCCCUUGGACACUGUUAAGGUGGAGGCCAUGCUGAAGCAGCAGGGCAGGGUGGUGGUCUACUUCAGCCUGGCGCUGCUGCUUGCACCGGUGGUGGAGACGCUGGUUCUGCUGGACAGGAUGAUAUUCCUGCAGGAGCAAGGUAUAGAAAGUCAACUGGUGCCACUGUUUGACCCUGUGUUCUCACCCCGAAACCUGGUACUGGUAGCACUGAAGCCCAAAAGGGACAAAGGAAAAACUAAAGACCUUCCUAACCCAGGACACUUUUAAAAACGUGUUUGGCUGUGGGACUUCUCAUCCCCCGGAGAACAGAGACUAAACCAUUGGCCCAAGGACCUUACAAACUGCUAUAGAACACAGACAAAGUGGUAAAAUUAAAUGCUUUGGAAUUCACCCAUUUUUAUUUGUCACAUCAGUCAGGGGCUGUAAAGAUUUGUAAGAUGUAAGACUUUUAUUUAGACAUUUCUGUACAGUGUACAUAUUUUAAUAAACCAAUGCUUGUUACCACA
Molecule: messenger RNA, 2271 nt
Organism: Osmerus eperlanus (European smelt)
Lineage: Eukaryota; Metazoa; Chordata; Actinopteri; Osmeriformes; Osmeridae
Gene: mettl25b
Product: methyltransferase like 25B
Exons: 8
Coding region: 152-2032 (626 amino acids)
Biological process (GO): rRNA modification
Molecular function (GO): rRNA (adenine-N6,N6-)-dimethyltransferase activity
Source: RefSeq, a predicted model, not a curated record